AUGAAUUGGGGCGCUUUGUCUUUUCCUCUAAGGUCCCUUUCGGAUGUGCUCCGCCGCUCUUGCUGUCGUUCUCAAGAGCUGCGCUGCAUUCGGCUGCUGUGUACCGAUGCCAGCCGAGCAAGACAUGCGGAGUACGGCAUCCGCCACACCAGCGCGCUCGCACGUCAAGCUCAAGGACGCAUCCUCUUGACGAGCCUUGCGAAUUCGCGCGCACCCAGCUUCACAAGGCCUUCGACCUUCGCCUCCCGACUCCGAUACACAAGGCCCUGCAGGCAGCGCAAAUACCUCGACAUGGCUUCCGCAAGCUCCUCGUAUCUCGCUGCAAAGAGCCUGGCCUGGGCCAGCGGCUCUCUGGCUGCCGCCGGCCGAGCCAGACCCUCGUUGCGUCCUGGCAGCCAAGUCGAUGUUCUACAGAUCUUUGUGCCCGGUCUCAGACCUCCCGCCUCAAGCUUCUCGACCGCUGUCACGAAGCACUACCACCAGAGACGCAAGGUUGAAGAGACGCAGGCCCUCCUCCACCGCAGAUUCGUCCGCCAUCAGUCGACGGAAACGCAGCAGCGCUCUUCCACCUCGUCGCAAUCCGGCAAUCACAACUAUCCUCCUCCAGGUACAUUGUCCAAAGAUGCCAAAGCUGCACCUUCUACAAGCUACGAGGGUCAGUCCGCCGGCGCUCCUCCCAAGGCACCCCAGACCAUCAGCCCGCUCCCUGCCUCAACAAACACGGCAGCCGAACUCGGCUCUGCUGCCAAUCAGACCGCCGCAUCACAGACCAUGCUUGCAGAGCAAAAAGAAAAGGAAAAGGAACUCGAGGCACAAAAGCCCAAGGGUCCUCUGGGCGCACGCAUCUGGGCCAAGGUCAAGGAGGAGGCGAUUCACUACUGGCACGGCUCCAAAUUGCUCGCCAAGGAAGUCAGGAUCUCCUGGCGUCUCCUUCGUAGACUCAUGCUAGGCUACAGCUUGACGCGCAGAGAAAGGCGUCAGCUCAAGCGUACCUUUGCCGAUCUGCUGCGUCUCAUCCCCUUUGUGCCCUUCAUCAUCAUCCCUGCCGGUGAGCUCUUGCUGCCCGUAGCCAUCAAGAUCUUCCCCAACAUGCUUCCCAGCACCUUUGAGAGCAAGUUCUCGGUCGAAGAGAAGCGCAGAGGUCUCAUCAAGGUUCGUCUCGAGAUGGCCAAGUUCCUCCAAGAGACCAUCAAGGAAGGCGGUCUGCAGGCUACCGACAAGGUAAAGACAUCCGAAGAGUUCAAGGAGUUCUUCCGCAAAGUGCGCUCGACCGGCGAGUCGCCCAGUAACGACGACAUCAUCAAGGUGGCACAGCUCUUUGAAGACGACCUCACGCUCGACAACCUCACACGUCCACAGCUCGUCAGCGUGUGCAGAUACAUGCAGAUCAACGCCUUCGGCACCGACAACUACCUCCGCUACCAGAUCCGACACAAGCUCAACCGUAUCCGUCAAGACGACAUCGUCAUUGGCCACGAGGGGGUCGAUAACCUUUCGCAGCCCGAGCUUGUCAGUGCUUGCCAGAACCGAGGUAUCCAGACAAUCAACCUCUCCGAGGACCGUCUGCGUCAGGAACUGCAGCAGUGGAUCGAUCUGCACGUCCGAAACAAGAUCAGCGGUACCUUGCUAGUGCUCAGCAAGGCCUUCAACUAUGUUGCCGCCGGCAACAACGACAGCAACGCCCAGUCGCAUCUCCGCAGUCUUGAGCUGACCCUCAGCAGCUUGCCUGACAACCUCGUCAACGAAGCCGAGCUCAGCGUCAACAGCGAAGGCGCCACCAACAAGCAGCGUCUCGAGGUGCUCCAGCAGCAAGAGGAGCUCAUCGAAGACGAAGCCGAGCAGGAGCAAGAGGAAGCUGCUGCACGUGAGGCCGACAAGGAGCGCCGCAACGCCGAAAAGGCCCGACUCGCUCGCGAGGAGGAAGAGGCUCGAUCCUUGCUGCCCAAGAAAGAGACCGACCCUGCUACGGAGGAUGCCCGCAUGACCAACGAGCAGCUCACCGAGCUUGGCGAGGCGCUCAGCAUCCUCAGCGCCAAAUCGUCCGUGCUCAAAGAGCGAGAGGAGCUUCGACAGCUCAUCCAGGAGGUCAGCGGCUCCGAGGCGUCAGCGACCGCUUCCGCAGAGGAGAAAGCCGCCACCACCACAGCAGCCUCUUCGGGUUCCAGCGCAGAGGCUUCCUCUUCGUCUACCACCGACGCUGAGAAGUCCGAGUCCGCUCCAUCGUCGGCCAGCAGCUCUUCUUCGACCCGCAGCAUGACCAAGCGAAUCAAGUCGAUGCUCGAAAAGAUCGACAGCCAGCUCGAAGAGUACGAUCGGGACGUCGGCUCGCGCAUGAACCUCAUCGAAGCCUCGCACACGGGCAAGAUCUCCGUCGACGAUCUCGAGCAGGCGCUGCGACUCAUCAAGCACAAACCUGAGGACGAGGUCAUCGAAAAGAUCGUCGACAAGCUCGAUGUCGAUCACGAUGGUCUGGUGCCGCUCGACGAUGUCCUUGAGUUGGCCAGGGCAGAGACGGGGUUGGGGAUCUUGAGAGAUGAAGGUGUCAAGGAGAUUCAGGCGCAGGGCAAGGAGAUCCGAAAAGGUGACGGACGAAAGCCCAAGAAGAGCGACAUUGUCGAGGAGUGA
Messenger RNA from Pseudozyma hubeiensis SY62, 2625 nucleotides. RefSeq lists its product as hypothetical. The record is from RefSeq and is a predicted model, not a curated record. NCBI's taxonomy places the organism in Eukaryota, Fungi, Basidiomycota, Ustilaginomycetes, Ustilaginales, Ustilaginaceae. Bases 1 to 2625 code for a protein of 874 amino acids. Gene Ontology annotation, cellular component: mitochondrial inner membrane. The transcript has 2 exons. Gene Ontology annotation, molecular function: calcium ion binding; ribosome binding. Gene Ontology annotation, biological process: intracellular monoatomic cation homeostasis.